Drosophila novamexicana is the source of this 7322-nucleotide messenger RNA. Its product is annotated as guanine nucleotide-releasing factor 2-like. The coding region runs from base 312 to 4757 and encodes 1481 amino acids. Gene Ontology annotation, molecular function: guanyl-nucleotide exchange factor activity. The transcript has 15 exons. NCBI's taxonomy places the organism in Eukaryota, Metazoa, Arthropoda, Insecta, Diptera, Drosophilidae. Gene Ontology annotation, cellular component: plasma membrane. Gene Ontology annotation, biological process: positive regulation of GTPase activity; Ras protein signal transduction. The record is from RefSeq and is a predicted model, not a curated record.
AAAUGAAGCUGAAUUAAGUUGAUUGCAUCGCAAUGUCAAUGUUAAUGUCCAACAAGAAGGCGUCUCAGCGGAAUUGCGCAUUGUGAUAACGUGAACGUAACGUAAAACGCGAGCACUUUUGCUGCUCUUUGCGGGUGUGCGUGUGCGUGUGUGCUUCUGCCAAGUGUAUGUGCUGUGAUUCUGCGUAUGUGUAUGUGUGCGUGUGUGUAUAAUUUUGGUGUGCGGCUGCAGAAGGCAACGACACGGCGCGCCGCUGGCCAGCAGCAGCAGCACCAGAAGCAACAACAACAGCAAAAUACAAACCAAAAUCAAUGCUGUCAACAGCCAAGGAAAGCAAAAUGAGCCUUUUGCACAAGAUGGACGGCAGCAUCAGUUCUCCAUCCACGCCCAACAACUGCUCGGCGGGCGGCGUCGGCGGCUGCGGCAACAGCAGCAGCAGCAACAGCAUCAACAGCAGCGGCGCCGCCAACUACGCGGGCCACACAUCCAGCACAUCGUCAACGCCCCCGCCGCAGCAUACGCAGUACCAGCAGCAGCAGCAGCAACAGUCGCAGCAAGCGCCGCCGCCGACGACCCCACAGCAGAGCGGGCGGACAGGUGGGGUGCCGCCAGCGCCGCCAAGCGGCAGUGCGUCGUCGUCGUCGGGCUCAUCGGGUCAUAAGAACAGUCUGAAGGGCACGAAGUUGGCGCGACGUGCGCGCUCCUUUAAGGACGAUCUGAUUGAGAAGAUCUCACUGAUGCGCACCACAAACAAUACGCUCGGCCGAUCCCAUUCGCCGCACAGUCCGCGCAGCAAGCACGGCUCCAAGCCGCCGCCCACCACCGAGGAGGUGCAGCGUUCCACUCAAACGCUGGAGACGCACGUCAAGGAUAUAUCGAAUGCGCUCAAACACUUUCGCGAUGUCAUACACAAAAAGAAGCUGGAGGUGCUGCCCGGCAAUGGCACCGUCAUACUGGAGACCAUUGCCAGCAUGUAUUCCGUCAUUCAGUCGUAUACGCUGAACGAGAACAGUGCCAUCAUGAGCUCAGCCACACAGCAGGUCUACCAGUCGCUGGGCAAGCUCAUCAAGCUCUGCGACGAGGUCAUGUUGAGCGAGAAGAGCGGCGAGUGCGCCUCCCUCAGCAACGAGAAUGUCCGUGAGGUCAUCGAUCUGCUCGAGGAUGCAGUGCGCAAUCUGGUCACACUGGCGCAGGGCAAGCUUAAGGAGCAGGAUCAGUGCACGUUUCGUUAUAGCGGCGCCGGCUUGGGCGGCAUUGGUGCCGCUGCCGACAUAAUGGGCGUGGUGACCGCCGCAAGCGCAGCGGGAAGCGUGACUGGGCUGCGCACACCAGCGGAUGCGGCAGCGGCCGCGGUGGUGCAGCGCACCUCGCUGCCCGAUAUUGCACUAACGCCCAAGGAGCGCGACAUACUCGAGCAGAGCAAUGUGAAUCCCAUGCGCGGCUCGCACAGCACGGAGAGCAUACUGCGCGAUACGAGCCCGCCGCCAAAGCCGCCGUUGCCCAACCGGGCGAGCAAUCCGCCGCCGUUACCACCAAAGCGCCGCAGUCAGCCGCAGUCGCAGCUGGCGAAUGCCAAUGCAUCCACCAAUACCAAUACGAACCCCACCACCAGCCACUCGUCGCAGGCGAAUAGCCCGUUGCCCUACGCACAAUCGCAUAAUAUCAGCCUAAACUCUGAUCUGGAUUGCAGUUCGAAUUUCUCGCUGCUUAACUAUGGCGUAGACCGCCUUUCGGUGCGCUCGCGCUCACCAGACGAGAACAGCCAAUGCUCGUUCGACUCGGCGCUAAAUCAUUCACGCGAGGAGGAGGAACAGCUGCAGAAGCCGCCAUCGAGAACGCUACACCAUCAGUUGGACGACGACGUGGACAAACUGAUCAGCUACAGUGAGUGCCCGCAAGCAAUAGCUCCUAACAUCAGCUCCAUCUAUAACUCAAUUUCUCAAACUCGCCUGCGACCAGCAGAGGCUCCGGCUGAGGCUGGCGCUGCGCUGUCACAGGAGGCAGCUGCCGCGUCCAGCGCUCAGAUGACGCCGCCUUUGCCGGGUGUCAGCUCUGCCUCUGCCUCUGGUCUUGGCUCCGGCUCUGGCUCUGGCUCCGGCUCCGGCUCUGGCGCAGCUGAGGCCAACACGGAGCUGCGUAAAGCAGCCGCAGCGCUAACCAGCAAUCGUCAUUCAAAUGAAUCGGGCUUUGUGUCGAUGAUGUCAUUCCGUACCUCCACGCAGAGCGUCUCGAAACGCUCCUCGGAGCACAGUGUGCAAUCCUCGACAAAGUCAUCGAGCAGCAAUUCAGAGAUCGCCUUCGGCAUGAACGAGCUGACCUGCGCCUCCUCGACGAGCAACAGCGGCAGCAACACCGAUUAUCAGCAGCUAAGCCAAACGCAGACAACGCAACGUCACAUCACCAGCAACAGCAGCAACAUUAGCAGCAGCAGCAACAUUAGCAGCAGCAACGGCAACGGCAACAUUAGCAGCAGCAGCAGCAGCAAUACAACGGCAAUGGCAACAACAAUUGCCAGUGAACAGUUGCUGGCGCUGGGCAGCAAUUGCCCGUCGCCGGAGCUGGCGCCGGCGUUGCCACCCAAGACGCAGCAGCGUACAACAUUGUCACUGUUUGAUGCGGCCAUGGAUAUGCUGGACGAUUGCAUUUUCGAAAUGCCAGAGAUGCGUCAAUUGUCGCCACAUCAUCAGCAUCAUUCUUCGUCGACGCAGCUGCACCAGUGGCAUUCCAAGCAUCACAGUCUCAUUGAGCCGCCGCGGAGCGCCCAUUUGCCCAGCAGCUGCAGCAGCGCCUUUGACAGGCAUUUGGAGAAGCCGCCGCCGCUGCCGAGGAAGCAGAAGCACAAUUUUCAAAGUGUCGCAUUCUCGGUUCUGGCCUACAUGGAGAUCUGCUCGGCGAAUUCGCACUCUGUGGAGCAGCAUCGGCAUACAAUGCACGCGUACAACAUCAGCCGCAACAUGUCGCAUAGUCAGACCAUGAACAUAAUGUCCGUUAGCAAGGAUCUGUCGCCGGAGCAGGAGAUGCCGCCAGCGCUGCCGCCCAAGAAUUACAAGCAGCGCAAGCCCUCAACUACCAUGACGUCGGGGUCGGCAUCGACAGCAAUUCCAGCAGCGAUUAUUACAACCCCACCGGCUAGUCCGAAGCCAAUGCUCAGCGACGGUUCUCUAAGGGGCUGCCGCAUGACGACCGUCUGUGAGGAGCUCAACGAUCCGCCGACACACUCGGAUGAGGCAAGCGCAGCAGCUGCGGCUGCGGCCGCGUUGGAUAGCAAUGAAAACGUGAACGCUGCCGGCAGCCACACCUACUAUUGUCACUCACAUCAGCUGCCCAGCGAGUCGGCAAAAGCUGGGGCAGGCGAGCAGCAGCUAGCCACGCCCAUAAGCACACCCAAAAUGCUGGAUGCUGGCGAUGUGGAGCAAGGUGGGGCCAAGGAGCAGCCGUUGCAGCCAGGCGAGCUAGAGCUUGCAGAAGAUGAGGAGCAGGACAUCGAUGGCGAGGAGGAUGAGGAGGACGACGACGAGGGUGAGGUCGAUAAUCAAUUGCCAAACAUGCUGGAAGAGAUCGACAUAACGCCAUACCUAAUACUCAAAAAGAAGGAGGAGGAUGGCCCAGAAGUGAAGGGCGGCUACAUCGAUGCGCUGAUCGUGCACGCCAGUCGCGUCCAGAAGGUCGCUGAUAAUGCAUUCAGCGAGGCGUUCAUUACAACCUUCCGCACCUUCAUUCAGCCGAUCGAUGUGAUCGAGAAGCUGACCCAUCGUUACACAUACUUCUUCUGCCAGGUGCACGAUCAGAAGCAGAAGGCCGCCAAGGAGACCUUCUCGCUGCUGGUGCGUGUCGUCAAUGAUCUGACCUCGACGGAUCUGACAAGCCAGCUGCUUAGUUUGCUGGUUGAGUUUGUUUAUCAGCUGGUCUGCUCCGGCCAGCUGUAUUUGGCCAAGCUGCUGCGCAACAAGUUUGUGGAGAAGGUAACGCUAUAUAAGGAUCAAAGGAGCUACGCCUAUGUGCCCGAUCAAUUGGGCAGCGGCAGCAAUACAAAUCAGCCCAGUCUGCUCGACUUGAAGUCAUUGGAAAUAGCCGAGCAGAUGACAUUGCUGGAUGCGGAGCUUUUUCAGAAAAUCGAGAUACCCGAAGUAUUAUUAUUUGCCAAAGAUCAGUGCGAGGAGAAAUCACCCAAUCUCAAUAAAUUCACCGAGCACUUUAAUAAAAUGUCCUAUUGGGCGCGCUCCAAAAUCUUGCGUCUACAGGACGCCAAAGAGCGCGAAAAGCAUGUGAAUAAAUUUAUUAAAAUCAUGAAGCAUUUACGCAAAAUGAACAAUUACAAUUCGUAUCUGGCGCUGCUCUCAGCGCUCGAUUCGGGCCCCAUACGCAGACUGGAAUGGCAGAAGGGCAUUGCGGAGGAGGUGCGCUCGUUUUGUGCGCUCAUCGAUUCGAGUUCCAGUUUUCGGGCCUAUCGUCAGGCGCUUGCCGAAACCAAUCCACCCUGCAUUCCCUACAUCGGUCUGGUACUACAGGAUCUGACCUUUGUGCAUGUGGGCAAUCAGGACUAUGUGUCCAAGGGUGUUAUUAACUUUUCGAAACGCUGGCAGCAAUACAAUAUCAUUGUCAAUAUGAAGCGUUUCAAGAAAUGCGCCUAUCCAUUUCGACGCAAUGAACGCAUCAUUGGCUUCUUUGAUAACUUUAAGGAUUUCAUGGGCGAGGAGGAGAUGUGGCAGAUAUCGGAGCGCAUUAAGCCACGUGGUCGACGCCCCGUCAACUAUUAGUCUUUAUGCAGCAACAACACCAACUGCAUUUAAAAGUGCAAUGUUUACACACACACACACACACACACACAUACACACCUUCCGCGUGUGUGUGUGGGUGUGGGUGCGCGCGCCGUGGAUGUGCAUAACUCCCUUAGACAUAACACACGCCGUCGUCAACUUAUCUAACUGGGUCUGAGUACAAUCGAUCAUUCACACUACUCUAUACUAAAUACGUAUAUAAGCUAUAUACAUAUAUAUAUAUAUAUAUGUAUGUAUACACGACUUUUAUGUGUAUAUAUCUAUAUAUAGCAAUAGAUGCAGUUGCAUAUGUGCAUGCACAUAAAAUGUACCUAAAAAAACGGAAAAAAUACAAUAUAUAUUACUAAAAAAACCGAGUUAAAUACGAUACGUGUAGUUCGAAAAAUAUGUAAAAGCAAAUAUUAAGCAUGCAUGGAUAUUGUAAGAAUUAUAUAUAUAUCUAUAUAUAUAUAUAUGUGUGUGCAUGUGUAUUGGUAACAAGCGAUCUAACGGCUAACAUAGUUACCGUCACGAUAUUUGGCAGCACACAUAAAAUUCCUAAUUACCAACGUUAACUUCUUUAAAUAUUCUAACUGUGUAUUAACAACGAAUUUUCGAAACGUGCUCGUUUUGUUUUUUACUUUUUAUUUUUUUUUUUUUUUUUUUAGAAACUAUGUUAACAAUAUUUACGUGUAUGUAGAGCCAAAAAAAAAAAAAAAAAACAACAAUUUAAUAUAAAUUACGAGUUUUAUGUGUUUUAAAAUAAGCGCUAAAUCGUCGAACCCGAACGUAUACAAUCACCUAGAGACACCAAAUCGAAAGAAAGAGUAUAGAAAAAAAAACACGAACAAAUUCAUGAACUCAUGAAAUCGAUAUGUAAUAAAUAAAUCUUGUGCAUACGGCUGGCUAAUUGGCUAACAAAUAGUUUGACUAACUAUUUAUAAUCACGAAUUGUAUAAACCCCCAAGAACUCCCUACAGAAACCGCUAAUUUACCUCCACCUGCGCACGUGUUUAAACGACUCGCGUUUAUGUAUGUGUCCUGAAUUAAAACCAAUUGCAGCCUCAGCUGUAUGCACAACUGGCUAAAAGAUAAACUAUAAACAAUACGAAAUUUUAAAUUCAUUCGGCAUUUACCUACACGCACACACACAAACACACACACACACACACACACACACACACACUCAAUUAGAAAUCGAAACAACUUGAAAAGUUACAAAAAAAAAAAAAAAAUGAAAAUUUGAAAUUGCUUUUUAUGCGUAAAGCCAACUAAAUAUUUAUAUACACAGCGAUUAAAUUCCGUUAAAAUGGUUAACUUGUCAAAAAGCGUAAACAAAAAGAAAGAAUUGCAAACUAUUUAACUCUAUACAAAGUGUACAUUAGUUAAGCUAAGCGAUUAUAUAUAUAUGAUAUACUAUAUGCAUACAUAUAUACACUUACACACACAAACACAUGCAUGAACUGCAUUUCAAACACACACACACACAUACACGCGACACGCACACGCUUUCACGUUCAAGUCUCAUGCACACAGUAGUAAGUGUUACCAGCUGCCGCUUCAAGAAAGUAGCCAAAUACAUAGCUAAAUAUAGCUGUUAAUUGGCAACACUGAUCAUACACACAAGAACAAGCACAACAACUGCACACUAUUUUUACCUAUACAUAUAUAUGUGUAUGUGUAUAUGUUACAAGUUGUAAUAUAUUAUAUUAUAUACAUAUAUGUAUACCUACAACUUGCAAGUAUACAAAUUUUGGAUUCUUUUAUGUAUAUUUAAUCUGUGUAUGUGCUAUAUACAGCGCUUUAUGUGUACCACAUAUGUGCAUAUGUAUGUGUACAUGAACUUAUACAGAGCGUUACACACACACACACACACACACACACACAUACUAACUUACUGACUCACUCACUCACACACACACACGCACAUAGAAACAAGACUGUCUUUAGUAUAUAUGUAGUAAUAUUUCAUGUAUCUUUACUAAAGCUACAUAUACGCGUAUUUGUAUGUACUGCUUAUAGAAAUUGUUAUAAACGAAACUUUAGCCAAGUUGCACAACACACACACACACACGCGCAUAAAACCGAUCCACCAUAUACUACUAUAUACUACAACUAUGUACACGAAGAAAACAAAAAAAAAAAAACUAAAAAUUGAAUCAAAAUUAAAAGCUACCAAACUAACUACCUAACUAUGUGCAUAUAUAUAUAUAUAUGUAUGUGUGUGUGUGUGUGUGUGUGCAUGCAUGUAUGUAUGCAUGUGCACCGACGUCUGCUAUAUAAAUGCGUACAUAUGCGUAUGCCCAGCAUUGUGCAUUCUAAAUAUAUAUAUAUAUAUGUGUAUAUGUAUCUCUGAUUUAGUCAUUGCUUUAUAUGUGCCUAUUAUAACGAUUUUUGAUGUAUAUUUCAUAACAUCAGUUACCAGUUUUUAAUAAUUCACAUUUUUAUUAUGUAUGUAUUGUAAAUGUAAUUGUAAUCUAUUGUAAACCCAACUAAAUGAGAAACUACCAACUUUAAAGAUAUUAAAACGAAAUUAAACAAACAAAAAAAAAAGUUAAAAAAAAA